UCUUCUUCAGAUUGGUUAAUCAAACAACUUUUGUGUAUUUGUCAACAGAUUUGUUGAUCAACUUGCCUCUUCUUCUCGUCUUCUUUUUUGGAUUUAAACCCUAAAAAUCACAAUAAAUUCAAAGACUUUUUAAUUUUCUCGAUAAUUCGUUUUUUGGUCAAUUUGGUUAAGUGUAAACGCGUAGUUAUUGAUUUGGUGAUGUGAAUGUUUCUCUCUUCUGUUCACGGAUCUUUUUAUUUUUUGAGAAACAUCUCUCUCUCACUUUUAUUUCUCCAGCUUAAUCUUCUCCGAAAUAGACUCUGUUUCUUUCCUGAAUAUUUCGACUUCGUGAGAUACCUUUUCUCCAUAUUUCUUGGUGAUUUCGCUCUGUUCUUUCUUUUGGCUAUGAUAAACCUAAAGCCCUUCUUAGGGCUAAAGUUAGGUUUUUUAAUAUUUGUUCUCUGUUCUUCACACAUCUCCUCUGUUUCUACUGAUACUUUCUUCAUCAACUGUGGAUCUCCGACGAAUGUAACAGUCAACAAUCGAACCUUUGUAUCGGACGACAGUCGUGGUCAAGGAAUCUUCGAUUCUAGUCGAGGGACCUCUGUAGUCGGAACCACGGAUUCGCAUUCAAGGGAUGAAUCGACGACGACUCUGUUUCAGACCGCGAGAGUAUUCUCCGCUGAAUCAUCAUCAACCUACCGAUUCCCGAUCGAACAACACGGUUGGUUCUUGAUUCGUCUCUACUUCUUACCCUUUGUCACCUCUUCUCAAGAUCUAACCACAGCUAGAUUCUCUGUUUCGUCUCAAAACUUCACUCUUCUCAGAGAUUACAAACCCUCGACGACUUCUCUUGUUAAAGAAUACAGUUUAAACAUCUCUUCGGAUCAUCUAGUCAUUGAGUUUCGUCCUCAGACAGGUUCUGUAGCUUUCAUCAAUGCUUUAGAAGUUUUCAGACUUCCAGAGGUUUUGCUUCCUGAAGAAGCAAGACUUAUCGGUUCACAGAGCAAGAAGAAUCUCAAGCUCGGGACUCAUGCGAUGGAGACUGUUUCUCGUGUAAACAUGGGGAAUCUGACUGUGACUCGUGAUCAAGACAAGCUUUGGAGGCAAUGGGAUUCGGAUUCUGCGUAUAAAGCUCACUACGGUACCCCUGUGAAGAACCUGAAAGCAGUUAACUUCAGUGCUGCUGGUGGGAUAACAGAGGACAUUGCACCAGUUUACGUCUAUGGAACCGCCACGAGGUUGAACUCUGAUCUUGAUCCGAAUACUAACGCCAAUCUUACUUGGACGUUCAACAUCGAGCCUGGUUUCGAUUACUUUGUCAGGUUUCACUUUUGUAACAUAAUAGUGGAUCCUUUUGGAUUCGAGCGUCAGAUACGUUUUGACAUUUUCGUGAAUUCAGACAAAGCUGGCUCCAUUGAUAUGACAGAGGUUGCAAAUGGCACUUUUGGAGCUCCUUAUUUCGUUGAUGCAGUGAUGCGGAAAGCUAGAAGUCGAGAAGGAGUCAUGAAUCUAUCUAUUGGUGGAGUUAUGGAUGUUUCUUUGUACCCUGUUUCUUUUAUUAACGGAUUUGAGAUUAUGAAGCUAAGCAAUGAUAAGCGGAGUCUUGAUGCUUUUGAUGCUGUUUCCCCUGAUGGUUCUUUGCGUAACAAGAGUUCGAAUCCGAGUAUCGGAUUGAUAGCUGGAUUAGCUGCAGCUCUCUGUGUUGCUUUAUUGAUUGGUGUGGUUAUAUCUUGGUGGUGCAUCAGGAGAAGAAGAAGAAGAAAUAGAGAAAUGCAGACUGUUCAUUCUAGAGGAGAUGAGCAGGUUAAGCAGAAUGAAAUAGGUGAGAGCUUGAUCUUUUCGAGUGCAAAGAUCGGUUAUAGAUACCCUUUGGCUCUAAUCAAGGAAGCAACUGAUGAUUUCAAUGAAAGCUUAGUGGUUGGGGUUGGUGGGUUUGGUAAAGUUUACAAAGGAGUCUUGAAGGACAAGACUGAGAUAGCUGUGAAACGUGCAGCUCCUCAGUCUAGACAAGGAUUAGCUGAGUUUAAGACAGAAGUUGAAAUGCUUACUCAGUUCAGACAUAGGCAUUUGGUUUCUUUAAUCGGGUAUUGCGAUGAGAGUAGUGAAAUGAUCAUUGUCUAUGAAUAUAUGGAGAAGGGAACGCUUAAAGAUCAUCUCUAUGACUCAAAUGAUAACCCUAGAUUGAGUUGGAGGCAGAGGCUUGAGAUAUGUGUUGGUGCAGCUAGAGGACUUCAUUAUCUCCAUACAGGUUCGACAAGAGCAAUCAUACACCGUGAUGUGAAAUCAGCUAAUAUUCUCUUGGAUGAGAAUUUCAUGGCCAAAGUUGCGGAUUUUGGAUUGUCUAAGACAGGUCCUGAUCUUGAUCAUCAGACAUAUGUGAGUACCGCGGUCAAAGGAAGCUUUGGUUAUCUAGAUCCAGAGUACUUAACCAGACAACAAUUGACUGAGAAAUCUGAUGUUUACUCUUUUGGUGUGGUGAUGCUUGAAGUACUAUGCGGGAGACCAGUCAUUGAUCCAUCACUUCCAAGAGAGAAAGUGAACUUGAUAGAGUGGGCGAUGAAGUUGGUGAAGAAAGGGAAAAUGGAAGAGAUCAUAGACCCUUUUCUUGAUGGGAAAGUGAAGCUUGAAGAGGUGAAAAAGUACUGUGAUUUAACAGAGAAGUGUUUGGCACAAAACGGGAUUGAGAGGCCAACAAUGGGAGAUUUGUUGUGGAACCUAGAGUUCAUGCUUCAGGUCCAAGCAAAAGAUGAGAAAGCGGCAAUGGUGGUGGAUGAUAAGCCAGAGGCGAGCGUUGUGGGCUCAACUGUGCAGUUCAGUGUAAAUGGAGUGGGAGAUAUUGCAGGGAUCUCAAUGAGCAAAGUUUUUGCGCAAAUGGUUAGAGAAGAAACAUUAUAGUGUUAAAGAUUUGAUCAAAAGAAGAGUAUCUUCAUCAUUAUAGUGUUAUUUGUACAGAAGGGAGAAGGAGAGAACACACAAUAGACAAUACUGUUUUAUACAUUGUAGAAAAUUUCAAGUGUUGUUGUUUUUUCUAAUCGAGAUAUAUUGAGCAUCUUUGUUA
Molecule: messenger RNA, 3040 nt
Organism: Camelina sativa (false flax)
Lineage: Eukaryota; Viridiplantae; Streptophyta; Magnoliopsida; Brassicales; Brassicaceae
Product: putative receptor-like protein kinase At2g39360
Biological process (GO): protein phosphorylation
Molecular function (GO): protein kinase activity; ATP binding
Source: RefSeq, a predicted model, not a curated record